Molecule: messenger RNA, 4125 nt
Organism: [Candida] anglica
Lineage: Eukaryota; Fungi; Ascomycota; Pichiomycetes; Serinales; Debaryomycetaceae
Source: the annotation of a GenBank genome assembly
AUGGCCGCACCCACACCCAGUGCCACCGCCGCCGCCGUGCAAGGAGCAUCAGGACCAGGAACACAAGGAGUACGAGACGCGGCCCCGCGCGAUGAUUCCUCCACCGUGGUCCCCGGUGCCGCCAGUCCGUCAAAGAAUUUCGACGACGAAUAUAUUCUUUCCGACUCGUUCUAUUCCGGACCCUCGUCUCUCAACCACGCGACCGUAUUACGACAAUCGGUCCACAUCCCGCACUCAAUUUCGAGCACCUCGGUUCGUUUGGAACCACUGGAGACGUCCACCCUGGCCAUCCAGAGAACCUCUGCCAUGAAGAACUCACCGUCCAUGAAGGCCUUGGAGUCCAUUCUCCGGAAGAAGACGUCGUCCAGCUCGAUCGAACGCGAGUCUCAAAUCGACGAGGAGUCGGAAGAGUCCGACGGAUCCUUUGAAACCGCAGCAGCGGCUCCUCCUCCAGCAACAACAGCAGCAGCAGCUACAACAGCAGCUACAACCCUGUCCACCUACGACCAGGACCACAGACGAUCCAUCAACACAAUUGAGGAGGUGGCCACCCCGACGAUCCCUCAAGAGUUCUCUGUCGUCCCGGAGACAAGCGCCACCGAAUUGGCCAAGGCCAAGGCAACCGUAGCCACCGAAUCUUCGAGACCAUUCUCACGGUCUAUGCUCGAUGUUACAGCCAAGACUGAGUCUGUUCUAGAGGGAGAUACCCAGCAAAUCUUGGAAGAUGGCGGUCGGAUUGAGGAACGUCCUGUUGGAUCGACCAGUGGAGGUUCUGUCGAUGUCAUGACUGCUUCGGUGGGGCCAGAGCCCUCGCUGGCAGCCUUGAAAGACGCUCCGCUGGCCCCUGCUCGGGGAGAGCCACUGCGUGGUGCGUCGCUCCUCUUCGAGGAGUCUGUAAACACCACAAAGGGCUUGCUGGCCCCUCUGAGCUUGCUCACCCCUCAGACCGCGUCCCAAGGGCCCCAGGUCGCCACCUUACAACCAGCGGCUAAUUUGGAACCCCCUGCCACAAAGCUGAGCUCCACCACUAAACUGAUGGGUGCUACCACCAAGCAGACCCGUUCAAUGAUCCCAGACGAUAUCCCAUACGUGCCAAGGAUCCACCACCCACGGUCUCCAGCAACCCCAACGACUCCAAGAUCGUCUUCGAGAACAACCUUAUCCACCCCUAGAUCCACCGUACCUACCACAGGAACGUCGACAAACUCCCCUGCAGUCUUGUUGAGGAAACCAGCAGCUUCUCCAGCAACAGCAGCUCCACCAAUCCGUUCACAAUCUCCACCUCGUUCAGUAAGCAGCGCCAGAACUACUGCCACCACCACCACCUCCUCCUCCAUCAAGGGAGAUGGUGCUGGUCCUCGUCCAACCACCCGAGCAAGAUCCAAUUCGUCCUUCUCCAUCAAAACCUUGACGGCCGCUGCCACAAGAAAAAGAAGAAGUAGCACUUUUGGUGAGCUCACCAACAAUUCAUCAGCAGCAGAGAGUGGCUCGGCGGCACCAGUUCCCACCACAGGGCCUAGUUCCAUUGGGAGAGACAGAACGGUUCAUCCUGACCAGAGUAAUGGUACAGGAUCGGGACCUUCACCGACGAAAUCCACCCGUUCCACCACUUCAACCUUCUCCACCAACUCAAAGAAGUUUAGCUUUAAGUCGUUGUUCAAACUGAAGUCAAAGCAGCAUUCUCUACAUGAGUUACAGAGGGGAGACGUGGAAGAGCAACCGGUUGGUCGGUCGUUUAGUACUCCUAAUCUUAGUAAGUUGGCUGAGUCUAAUGGGAGGGGUAAGUUGUUUUCUCGGUUGAAGAAGGAGAGAACGAGAACUGACAGAACUGACAGAACUGACAGCGAAGCUGGAAGUUCUUCUAAAGACCAUAGAGAGACUCACAGUACAGCUGACACUUCUAAAGACAGUAGAGAGACUCACAGUGCAGCUGACGCUUCUAAAGACCAUAGAGAGACUCACAGUGCAGCUGACACUUCUAAAGACCAUAGAGAGACUCACAGUGUAACUAACACUUCCAAAGACCAUAGAGAUGGUCACAGUGUAGCCAGCACCUCUUCUACAGACAAUAGAGUUGGAAACUCCAAAUCUGGAGACAAGAAAAUUGAACAGAAUUCUUCUAAAGACUCCAAAUUUGCAGCCAAGUCUUCAGCAUCAACUGCAGCUUCAACUACACCUUCAACUAACCCCACCAAUUCAAUUCGUGAAGUAAAUGAUGAUGAUUAUUCCCUUCCAUACAUAAAACCAGACAACUUUAGAUCAAUCAGUCAAUCCUCACAAUCAAGCACAACUGCCCAACCAUUCAUCCCAUACACUCACAAGCCAAUCAAUGGGUCAUCUCCAACUCCAGCAACUCCAGCAACUCCACCAAUGGAGGCCCAACCACCAUCCAUGACCAUCACUCCAACCGAUACCGAUAAUGGGAGUGUGACAUCCUCUCCAGUUUAUAAAUCUGUAGCACCUCCAAUAACCCCAAGAUUGAUCACUUCAAGGUACCCGGGCCAACCGGCAGGUGACCUGGAAAGAUCAGCUUCUCAAUUGGCUUUCCAACAAUUGACUGGUCAGUCAAUAAAUUUGGGAUCUGGCUUGGGCUCAGGCUUAGGAUCUGGCUUGGGAUCUGGUCAAUCUUCUAUCCAAUCAACUGGCCAGCAAGCUGGCCAGGCUGGUAAUGGUAGUGGCUUUGGCUCACCAUUCCAAAUCAAUUAUUCCCCAUCAUCUCCUUCAUCACCCCUAAGAACCUCUCGAUCCUUCCAUCGAGACUCCAAAGACCAAUCCUCUCUCUCUGGAGAAGUUCUCUUCCCCAAAUCCUUAAACGCUCAAGAAGUGGAAAGCAUAGUCUCCCUUGAAAGAUCUCGAUCCAUGAGAUCCUUUAAAGACAACAAGAGGAACUCCUUUGUAAAUUAUAAUGGUAGCAAUGAAAACAUUGUCCAGGGAGACUCUUUAGUUAUUUCAGAGCCAGGCACCGUCAACCGGUCGAGUAGUAUCCUCAAGAAGAGCGAGAGUAAGAAGAGUAUCCGGGUGGCGGAAGAUGUAGAUCAACCGGUGAUCGAUGAGGUUUUGGAUGGUGUAGAUCAAUUUAGUUUUGAUGGAGGGAAUUUCGAUGAUUUGAUUGAAUUUAGUGAUUUCAUCGAUGUGGAUGAGUUGGAGUUUGAAGAUGAGCAGGAACAGGAGCAGGAUGAAAGACGGGAGCAUGGUCUUGUAGAAGAAUUAGACACUCCUAGACGUUCCUCCAGAGACUCUCCUUCCAUUGAAGACUCUCCAAUAACUUCCACACCAAAGAAUCUUCAAUUUAUGGAAGAAUCUCUGAAUGAGGGAACCAUUUGGAAAUCUCCAGAUGUUUCUAAACAAUCAAAUUCUUUAGAACCAAGAGAUCACCAAGCUUCUUCUUCAGAACUUUCUGGACCCUCCAAUGGUCUUCCUUCCCGGGACUCUGAUGGACCAGUGUCACCAAUUCUUGACGCUGCAUUCAAAUCCGCACAACCAUCACGUUCUCGUCCAAUCAGUAUGUCGUUCCGGGGGCUCAAUGGACCUUCUUUCCAGGGGAAACUUGCCCUUCAAGACCUCCGUAGUAGCUCCUCACACCAAUCUUUCAACAUCUCCUUUGGUGAAAGUGAUACCAACACCGAUAUCGCUAGUCCACUCCAUGGAGAGCUUCUCACCGACUCCUCUGAAGGUGAGAUCGGGAAUGGAUUUGGAAGUGACGAAGAAUUCGAAGAUGACUACUCGAUCGAGAUCACCGACGUUCAAAAAGUCCACAACAUCAAGCCAGCCCUUGAUUCCACAUUCAAACCACCACAAACCCUCUCGAGCAACGACAGUUCAUCUCCAAGAUCGCUCACGUCUCUCAUACUGAGACCCUGGAAAAAGCAGCCCCUGAGCACCAAACCCCUGCCCACUCCACCGGUGGUGGUCAUCCAACCAUCGGAGCCACUUGGCGUUCGUUUCUCCUCGCGGAUCGUCUUGUACGACACAUACAACGGAGACGAGUACGACAGACACCCGGACACGGCCACAUGUAACCAGCUCACACCCAUGCUUGCACAACAGAUCAAGGACGAGUUGAACUCUUUCAAGCUGGAAAUGGAGAUCCACCUGUUGCUGAGAUGUAACACGCAUUUCUUUUAG